UUUAAAUUUUCCUUGCAUGUGAUUGGGCAUUCUUUGCAAAUGAAGCUUUACCUCAUUUACUACACUCUGGAGCAACUUCAAAGUGCACAUGAAUGUAAUGGGAGCAGGGGCGGACUGACAACUCAUGGGGCCCCCGGCAAUAGGGGAUCAUGGGGCCCCUGUGUCCUUGCCCAUACUCAAAAAAACCUAUGAAAAAGGUACCAGGGGCAUCUCAUGGGGCCCCUUUCUGACCCCGGGCCCUCGGGCAGUGCCCGAGUUUCCAAAUGGUCAGUCCACCCCUGAAUGGGAGU
This is a messenger RNA of Staurois parvus, 290 nucleotides long. The record is from the annotation of a GenBank genome assembly. NCBI's taxonomy places the organism in Eukaryota, Metazoa, Chordata, Amphibia, Anura, Ranidae.